Messenger RNA from Acanthoscelides obtectus, 339 nucleotides. Lineage: Eukaryota; Metazoa; Arthropoda; Insecta; Coleoptera; Chrysomelidae. The record is from the annotation of a GenBank genome assembly.
UAAGCACAACAUAUGAAAAUACGUCUGAUGUCUUCAGUUUUUUGACAGUUUCCUGACAAUCAGAUGACAAAAUUAGACCGUGCCGUACCUCUAGCAUUAACCAAGCUUGCACCGCAGGGUAUCGUCAACAUGCUGAUAUAUGCCAAGAUGCUUAUUAAUCUUCAGCUCCAGACAGGAGUGAAAGUAUUUUGGAAUAACGGAGGUUACUUCUUCUCUCGUCUCAAACAUGAUCUAGACCUGCUUUAUACGAGCUACUGGCAAUUCUUCUGGAUAUUUUCUAAUAUUUUGGAUUCUGUACACGCUCAUGCACGACUGGAUAGUAAUGAAAUCGAAACUUGA